Messenger RNA from Prosopis cineraria, 791 nucleotides. RefSeq names its product histone H3.3. Lineage: Eukaryota; Viridiplantae; Streptophyta; Magnoliopsida; Fabales; Fabaceae. The record is from RefSeq and is a predicted model, not a curated record. Gene Ontology annotation, molecular function: protein heterodimerization activity; structural constituent of chromatin; DNA binding. The transcript has 5 exons. The coding region runs from base 89 to 499 and encodes 136 amino acids. Gene Ontology annotation, cellular component: nucleosome.
GUUAGUUGCCCGUUAGAAACUUUUGAUUCUUCUCAGACCAACUCGGCGAAAGAAGGUAGAAAGGAAGAGAGAGGUUAGCGCGCUCGAGAUGGCCCGUACGAAGCAAACUGCUCGCAAGUCAACCGGUGGAAAGGCGCCUAGGAAGCAACUUGCUACCAAGGCAGCUCGUAAGUCGGCCCCAACCACUGGUGGUGUCAAGAAGCCUCACCGUUAUCGCCCUGGAACAGUUGCCCUUCGUGAGAUUCGGAAGUACCAGAAAAGUACUGAGCUCUUGAUCAGGAAACUUCCUUUCCAGAGGCUAGUCCGUGAAAUUGCUCAGGACUUCAAGACUGACCUUCGUUUCCAGAGCCAUGCUGUGCUUGCAUUGCAAGAAGCAGCUGAGGCAUACCUGGUUGGACUUUUUGAGGACACUAACCUUUGUGCCAUCCAUGCCAAACGUGUCACAAUUAUGCCUAAGGAUAUCCAGCUCGCUAGAAGGAUUCGUGGUGAACGUGCUUGAGUUGUCCUGCAUGUUGUAGGGUGGCUGCUCUCAUGUGUUUAUUAUUCAGUUUUAUUUGAUUUGUGAAACAAAUUUUAGUUGUGCCUUCUGAAGGUACUUCAUUGUCUGGUAGGUUAAUUAUGAUAGGCAAAUACUAUGAACAUAUGCCGUUUAAAGGAUUGUGUUUUGGUUUUUUAGAACUGGGUAAACGUGUCCAAGUCUGCGUUGUCUAUACCAUGAGUGCAGCCACACGCUAAUUUGUAUUUGGCUAACAUUUUGUUGCCAUAAAAUCUAAUGUAGCCUAUUCCAACUA